Messenger RNA from Syngnathoides biaculeatus (alligator pipefish), 1379 nucleotides. RefSeq names its product crystallin J1C-like. Lineage: Eukaryota; Metazoa; Chordata; Actinopteri; Syngnathiformes; Syngnathidae. The record is from RefSeq and is a predicted model, not a curated record. The transcript is spliced from 10 exons.
UGAGGGGCGCUAUAGCAAAGAAAAUGUUCAUUUCUUCUUGUUUGUUUCCUGUCGUGGCGAAACAGAACAUUAGUUUUAUGUAAGAGCUGUCAGUGAAAACGGAAUUGUGUUGGCCUGCACACAAGACGUUAUUCAGCAGAUGAACAAAGAAAGAUGGCAGCAGUGGCUAGCAGAGCAGUAGGAGCUGUUGUGGGAUCAGCAGUUGCAGAUGCAGCAGCGCAGCCGCUCCACUGGGUCUACGACCUUCAGAAGCUGCAAGAGAUCCUGGCUCAGGAGCCGAAUCCAGAAUUCCACCCGAAAUCGGCCAACCCCUUCUACAGGAGACAGACGGGUCAACAGAGCUGCUAUGGGGACCAAGCAUAUGUCCUGCUUGAGUCUUUGUCUGAGUGUCAAGGUUUGAAUAUUGAUGAUCUAAAACAGCGCACACUAAAAUUCUUUGGGCCGGGGUCAGAGUACGACACGCCUGUCAAUGAUCCUUACAGGCAGAGAGGCGGUCCAAGACCUCAGCUCCCCAUUGAGGGACCGUGGAGACAUGCGAGUUUGAAAAGCUUUCUGAAGAAUGUGGACUCUAACAAAGAGGAGACAGGUUGUGAGACAGACUGUCAGAUUGAUGGAAUAGCUAAACUUGCUCCCAUAGUGGCUUUUUACGCAGGGAAACCAGACAUGUUGGAAAAGGUUGAGCAGGCUAUCCGGGUCACACAAAACAAUGACGCGUGUGUGGCAGAGACUUUGGCAGCUGCCAGGUUCUUGGAGUAUUUCAUCCUAAAUGGUCCUGAUCCGAAAGCUCUGGAUGUUGUUAUCGGACAGCUCAAUGACCCAAACAGAAAACAAAGACAGGAUUUGGACAAAGCUGUCAUUGGGCAUAUUCUUCAGGUAAAGGAAAAUUUAUCCAAAACUCCCCAGGAGCUUAUUCCAGCCAUCUUCCCAAACACCUGAGGUUUACCUGGUGCGUUCCAAGCAGCGCUGCAUGGAGUCCUUACAGCCAAGAACUAUGAGCAGGCCGUUAGAGAAACCAUGCGCUGUGGGGGAUGCACCUGUAGCAGAGGCUCCUUUAUUGGGGCUUGUCUUGGUGCACAGCUUGGGUUUGAGGGAAUUCCAGCUUCUUGGGCCUCCAAAACUCACCGAUAUGAAUCUGUGUUAGAGCACAGUGGGAAGAUAACAAAACACCACCAGUAGUUUAUUUUCUCUCAGGCAGCCUUGAUAGAGAACAUUUCUGUAAACAGUUGGACUCUCACAGAGCAGUCAAUGAAGGUUCUUGUCUAAAAUUGUUGACAAGAGUCAGAUGCUUUUGUUUCUAUGACUGUUAAGCUUGUUUUUCAGUUGUUCUUUUCAUGGAUUUGUGUUCUACUCUUGAACAAAUAAAAAAAAAAGAAAGAUUA